Cylindrotheca closterium is the source of this 2748-nucleotide messenger RNA. NCBI's taxonomy places the organism in Eukaryota, Bacillariophyta, Bacillariophyceae, Bacillariales, Bacillariaceae. The record is from the annotation of a GenBank genome assembly.
AUGGUCGUGCCGUAUUGCGAAAACGAUUCCAGGGAAAUCAACAAUAGACCUUUAACUCUUUCAUCGUUGGAAUCGACGAAUUUGCUUUCGUCGAUGGCGAUGGGUCACAAUCAAGCUGAUGUCUUUGACAUUGAUUUCAAGCUACCGGUUUCUUCCGAAUCUCGUACGGAAAUGGGGCGGACUUCGGACUUUGAAUCUCGCUUGGAAUCGAUUCGAGGUCUGAGAGAGAAAUCUGAAGCUGAUUUCGAAACAUCGAGCAGCUGUUGUAGUGCAGUCCAAACGUUGCAAAAGCAAGAGCAAGCUCUGGAAACUCUACUCGAUAGUUUUCAAGAAACUUCGCCCAAGAGUAUCGAAGUUGACGAUAAUGAUAUUGACGAAGAAUUUUCAUCAUUGAAAGAUUCGCUUCGACUACUACAGGAUGAACUCAGCGCUGUUGACAUGAUUAUUCCACAGCUUGGCUCUGGAAGUUCAGGAAUGGAAAAUGAGGAUAGGAUGAGUGUUGGGAACGAACAGGCCAGGAUUUCCUCUCCACUUCACGAAAGCCCUGCAGAUGAUAACUACUUGGACAGUGUUGAUGUUAUCCGAUCAGCUGUACCUUUCGAAUCACCAAGCUUUGACGAAAAUCAUUUAGAUAUUCUUGAAGGCCGUGCUGGAUGUCCGACGUCUUGUACUUCUGGCAAAGUCUCAUUGGAGAGUUUCUUUUGGGGAGUAGAAAAAGAUUCAACAGCAGGGAGUGGCGCCAAUGAGGAGUUACCUCCAUUAUCACCAUGUUCAUCCUACUUGGAAUGCAAUCCCAGCUAUCCUUCAAGUUUCCCGAAUAGGAGGACACUGCAACCAUCAAACGAGAAUGAGGGAAAAAGUUUAUUGACAAAAGCCACAGGCCAUAGCACUGGACUGCAACGUCCCUAUGUUGCUACCGGUACCAACACAAAAGCAACAUCACCGAUCAAGAAUGCCAGUAUGCGUUUCAACGACAGGACACAACUGGCAUAUACUUCAACAGUAGCAACAAAAAUCGACUCGCACCAAGACCUCAUGUCAACUGCUAAUCGAUGCUCUUCCAAGCUGCAAGAAACACUUGAGCUGAAAAAACAACUAAACCAAUCCAGCACUAAAGGGAUUCGAUCUUAUCCGGCAACUUCUGCGAAAAUGACAAGGGUCAAAUUUGGUCCUGCACAUGCUGUUUCCACACUUUCUGGACCAUUACUGCCGUCGAGACAACACCUCAGAAGCUUUGAUAAACUUGAGGAUCAACAACAGCAAGAUGAUGCAAGGGAAAACAACGCAAGAGGGCUAACGUUCUUCUCAACGGCAAACCAACAAGCGACUAACCCUUUUGAUUCCUUCGACAGCAACAGCGAAGACGGAGAAGAAGAUCCCGGAACGGGAUACAGACCACCAAGUACUUCCCACAUGACGGUAGAUAGUUCCGUUGCUCCAAGUGGGGAUAGAUACCUUCCCAACACGAAAGUACAAACGCCUAAAAACCCAUCACCACGGUUUAAAAAGGCCAUUAAAACAAACAUGAAUGAAGAGUUGACUCAAUUGGGAGUUCAAGUCAACGCAAUGGAAAAUCUGAAUGAAGAUGAUCCAAAUCGCCCGUUGCAUAGUAUGCUGAACCGCGGACAGCUAAACUUUGAUUUCGAAUUUGAAACAGGCAAUGGCGAUGUUCCAAACUCCAUGACCUCCUUGGAGCUCAAUCCACUCGAAGGGAAAGAAAGAGACACCUACCGCCAUUCAACAACAAAACUAACCAGACAUCCAGGGAAAACUUCCCUGAAUGGCUUCGAGCAGAACAUCUCGUCACAAGUAUUGCUCGGACCUUCUAAUCACCGCGAAGCGCAAUCGUCUCGACCAUCCCUUUCUGUCCCUUCGCAAAACGAAGAAGUCAUACUGGAAGAGACAGACGACAAUGACGAGAAAAGUUUCAGCGUUUCCAUUCUUGACAACAUUGAAAACUGUAUCGAACUUGUUUGCGGGGAUGUAACUCAUCACUCUCCUCUUUCGUGUAUACGAGAGCCACUCAAGACGGGAGCUCACAAACCCAGCAUGAAACGGGCUCUCGCCACCGGGAAAAACGAGGAUGGCCACUCGGGUUUUGCAUUCGGGGAGGAUGGCAAUGGGGUUAUAAGUUCCAAGGGGAGCAGAUACCGAAAGGCAAUGGGGAAGAUGCUUUUACCCAAGAAAGAAACUACAGAGAGAAAAACUGUCAGUCGCAGCAAAGAAACAUCAUUCAACUUCAAAAGCUUCGAGACGGAUGUUCAAUCCUUUUCAAUUUCUGGUUCAUGGGACAACCAGGAAACGGGGAAAAGCAAAACUGCAGGCGAUUCAGAAAAAUCAUCAGGGACGACACUUCUUUCAACGAUCAGAGUCCAAGAAGAAGUCAUUCAGAGAAAUUGUCUCCUCUUAGAUGCCCUGGUCGCAGCCAACCAUGCAAGCUAUCGAGUUUUGACAAGCGUUGAUCUCUUGGGCGUUGACACAUUUGGAAGGAUGGUACAAGGAAAUAGCAUUGUUGAUUGCUACCCAAAGGGUACAAUACUUAGGAAGGCAACGAUGACUUCACCAAUAGUCCGUUGCCUUGGGAAAGGAAUGGCGACCAUUACAUAUCUCAGAAUUGAUGAAGUCAGAAAUGGAGUCGAGACCAAUAGCAAAAAACUAAUGGAAACGCGAAUGUGGAAAAAGGAAAGACAAGCUUGGGUCAAUUGUCAGUUUCAUCAAACAAUAGUAUCGUCGAAUUACGGGGAAUGA